Molecule: messenger RNA, 3259 nt
Organism: Nymphaea colorata (pocket water lily)
Lineage: Eukaryota; Viridiplantae; Streptophyta; Magnoliopsida; Nymphaeales; Nymphaeaceae
Product: protein PLASTID MOVEMENT IMPAIRED 1
Exons: 1
Coding region: 459-3089 (876 amino acids)
Source: RefSeq, a predicted model, not a curated record
CCCCCACCACUUCCGGAACCACGCUCUCUCUCUCCUUUCUCUCUGACUCUCUCUCUAUGUGCUCUUCCGUCUUCUUCCCUCGUCUGGCGUGGCCAGAAGGACCACCGCACCACAAAUUACAACUACCAUCUUCCCCACAUUCAACGUCCUCUCUCUCUCGCUCUCUCUCUCUCGCUCUGUGGUGAUCAAGUUGCAGAGAAUUCUUCCCUCGUAGGAAACGCAUUUAUGGCAAUUGAUUUGAUCACCACCGGCCCCAUCAGAUGGAAUGAAUGAUAAAGGCUUCUGUGUGCGUGUGUGACGGGAACUCGACCAUCCAUCCUCCCAACUUUCUACUGGUCCUCCCUCUCCCACAUAAUCCAAAGCCAUGGCUCUCUCACCACCUCUAAUUUUCGCUUCCUUAUCCCCUUGCUGCUUGCUCAUCAAGACCAACAUCGUUGGUCGGCUCGGAGUGAGUGGACAUGGCGGAGAAUCAGGUGGAGCGCCGGAAUUCCGGCAAUCAGCUGCUCGAAGAAAUCGAGGCCUUGAGCCAUUCUCUCUACCAGUCGCACACCGCCCGCAGAACGGCCUCCCUCUCUCUUCCCUCUUCUGCGGAGGUGCUCUCUGGCGCUGGACUCCGCGGCCAGGCUGAUGACGCCACACGCCGGAAGCGGUCAUCCACGUCGACGAUAUCGGGAUCGCCGGCGCCGGAGGUCUCAGAGGUCAGGGGCAGGACCCGCCGGAUGUCCCUGAGCCCAUGGAGGUCGCGGCCGAAGGCGGAUGAUCGUGAUGAGGAUCGACGCCGGCCUGACAUGGAAAACGAGCUGCCGGCCGUGGCGACAGCAGCGACUGCGGAUAGGAAGAAGGGUAUCUGGAACUGGAAGCCGAUGAGGGCGCUGUCGCACAUCGGGAUGCAGAAGUUGAGUGUGCUGUUCUCGGUGGAAGUGGUGGCGGUGCAGGGCGUACCGGCGUCGAUGAACGGACUGCGGUUGGCGGUCUGCGUACGGAAGCAGGAGACGAAGGACGGGGCCCUUCAGACGAUGCCGUCGAGGGUGAUGCAGGGAGCGGCCGACUUCGAGGAGACGCUCUUCCUUCGCUGCCACGUUUAUUUCUCCUCCUCCAAGCACAGCCCCGGCGUCUUCCGGUUCGAGCCGCGGCCGUUCCUUGUGAUCGUCGUCGCCGUCGACGCUGAGGAGCUCGACUUCGGCCGGAACAUUGUAGACCUCAGCAACCUCGUCCAGGAGUCCAUGGAGCGCAACGUCGAGGGCGCUAGAGUACGGCAGUGGGACGCCACGUUCAAGCUCUCCGGAAAGGCCAAGGGCGCUGAACUCGUUCUGAAGCUCGGCUUCCAGAUAAUGGAAAAGGAUGGAGGUAUCUUCAAGAUGGAGAAGGCUGGCGAUCCCUUCGUCAGGAAGCAGUCGAAGGCGUCCUUCAGCGUGCCGAGCUCCAAUGUCGGCUCGCCAAGGAUCACGGCGAUUGUCGAGUCGCCAAAGUCGGCGAGAUCGCAGGCCCUUCGGGCGGACCUGCAGAAGAUUGAGCAUCUCAACCUUGACGAUGAUGACGAUGACCAGCCCGCGCCCAUGGCGGCUAAAUCCCAUGAACCAGAAGACAAUGCAGGUGAUGAUCUUCCCGAAUUUGAAGUUGUCGAUAAGGGGGUUGAGAUCCAGAAGCCAGAGAAAGCAGAGUCGGAACCUGAAGUGGCGGAAUCCGAGGAGAACGAAGGUUCGGCUUCUAGCGAGGUCGUGAAGGAGGUUGUAGAGGAUAGGUUCCACAAGCGGAGAUUGACAGAGCUCGACGCCAUUGCUGAGCAGAUCAAAGCUCUCGAAUCCUUAAUUGGCGACGACAAGCGUGGCGCGAAGGAAGAUGAACUCGAUUUACAGAACCUUGACGCCGAGGAAGAAACUGUGACCAGGGAGUUUCUUCAGAUGCUGGAGGAAGAAGGAGAAGCAGAGCCGAAGUCCUCCGGAUUCCAAUUCUUGAAUGAUCCUUCUCUGAAAAUGGGGAGGAGGGAAGAAGAUGAUGGGGACAAGGUUGGCCUUGUCUUCCUGCCGGACCUGGGGAAGGGAUUGGGCUCCGUCGUCCAGACAAGGGACGGCGGCUUCCUUGCCGCUGCAAACCCACUCAAUGUGGCUAUCUCCCGAAAGGCUCAGCCGGAAUUGGCAAUUCAGGUCACUAAACCGAUAGUCUUCCCCGUCAAUACCGGCGGGUCCUCCGGUUUCGACAUAGUUCAGAAGUUGGCUGCUUUAGGAGCACAGGAGCUGAGCACCCGGCCGUUCUCGUUGAUGCCCAUCGAUGAUCUCUCGAGAAAGGCUCCCGAGCAGAUUGCGUUCGAAGGCAUUGCCUCCGCGGUCAUCGGUGGCCGAAACAAGGAGGUUGCAAGCAGCAGCGCGGCGAGGUCAGUAGCAAUCAUUAAGAAGAUAACGGCAGCCAUGAAUUCUGGGAGGAAGGAAAGAGUAGAGAGCGGAAUUUGGAAUGCAGAAGAGGAGCCAGUCACCAUAAAUAACUUAGUGGCAUCUGCACUGCAGAAGAUAGAGGCUGUAGCAGUGGAGGCCCUGAAGAUUCAGGCAGAUAUGGCAGAUGACGAACCCCCAUUCGACAUUUCUGCCAUUGUUGGGAAGCCUGAUCCUGCUGGUAAUAUCUUGACAAAUGCUGUGCAAGUGGAUCGAUGGGAGCAGAAUUGGUCGACAAAUGCAGUCUCGUUAGCGGCACUGGUGCAGCUCCGGGACCCAUCGAGGCAGCUCGAAGCUGUCGGAGCUCCGAUGUUGGUCAUUCUACAGGCAGUGCGCUUCAGCGGUUCGGAAAAGGAGCAGUAUGAAGAUGAGGAGGAAAUAAAAUUCAAGGCAACGAGUGUUCACGUGGCUGGUUUAAAAGUGAGGCAGGGCGGGAAGAGGAACUUGUGGGAUGGAGACCGGCAGCGGCUGACGGCAGCACAGUGGCUGGUGGCUCAUGGGUUGGGGAAGUCAGGGAAGAAGGAGAAGCAGCAAGGAAGAGUAGUCAAAGGGCCAGCGGACUUGAUCUGGAGCCUCUCGGCGCGUGCGGUCGCUGGUCUCUGGCUUAAGCCAACCAGGAAUCCUGAUAUCAAGUUCCCAAAACAAACAGUACCUGUGAGUUAAUUUUUUUUUUUUCGGCUGCGUUCAUGUCAUUAUGGAAUAUGGUAGUUGAUUCAUGUUGGUGUUGUGUGUAUCCUUGAUUUCUUGUUUGAUCCUAUAUUGUGUAUUCGUUUCAAUUUGAAAGUACAGUUUUUGUGCUUCUAUCUAUGUGAAUGAAGUGUGAUUAUGAUGUA